This is a messenger RNA of Komagataella phaffii GS115, 474 nucleotides long. RefSeq lists its product as hypothetical. The transcript has a single exon. NCBI's taxonomy places the organism in Eukaryota, Fungi, Ascomycota, Pichiomycetes, Pichiales, Pichiaceae. Bases 1 to 474 code for a protein of 157 amino acids. The record is from RefSeq and is a predicted model, not a curated record.
AUGUCUUUUGAAAGUGCUAGUUACAACGAUCAAUUCCAAUAUGUUCUGCUGCAGAUCCUGACACGUCUUUCAAUCUACUUAAGGCAUGUCUCCUACUGGGGAUACAAAGCUUCAGUCGAACACCCUCAAAUUGUAAGCGUGAUUAUAACUCUUUUGGGACUGUUCAUUACCUUCUUUUUGAUCAAAAAACUAGUCCAGUUGAUCAUUAAUACCACUGUAUUUGUAUUGAAAUUGUGGAUUGCAAUUGCUCUCGUUUUCUUGGUUUACAAAUUGUUCGAUAGAGGUACUCUUUUCUUCACAGAGGAUCUCAAUUAUUUUUACCAUAAUUUGGAAAUCUCUCAGAAUUGGUCUGGAUCGAUUCGUUCCAUAGACACGCUGAUCACUAAAGUUAUCAAUCAAGCAAGAUUCUUAUUGAAGCUACUGCUAUCUACCUAUUUAAAGGAUAACGAGUUCUUGACAUUCUUCAGAGACUAA